Molecule: messenger RNA, 588 nt
Organism: Penicillium roqueforti
Lineage: Eukaryota; Fungi; Ascomycota; Eurotiomycetes; Eurotiales; Aspergillaceae
Product: gamma-glutamylcyclotransferase family protein
Exons: 2
Coding region: 1-588 (195 amino acids)
Source: RefSeq, a predicted model, not a curated record
AUGGGCGACCACGUCCUCUUCUUCUACGGAACCCUAAUGGCGCCCCAAAUCCUCCACAGAGUAAUCCACGGCCAGGCGAACCCAGAGCCCUGGCAAAAAGCCAUGCUCCGCUUCCAACCCGCCAUUCUACAAGGGUACCGACGGCAUCGUGUGCAGAACGCCGAUUACCCCGGGAUCGUGGCGGUGCCAGAGACAGAAACCGAGACCAAUUUAUCUGCACCGAAAACCAGCGCUGGGACGUCCGUCGUAGGAACACUCGUGUCGGGACUAACAGACGGCGACGUUCACCGACUGGACAGAUUUGAGGGAUCGGAGUAUGAGAAGAAACGGGUUACUGUGCGCACGCUGCAGGCUGUGGUGGGUGGUGACCACGUUAAUUCUAGCGAGGGUGCUGCUGAGAACCAGCUGCGCGAGAUGCUCAAUGCGACGACCGGCGCUGAGGUUGCGGCUGAGGGGGAGGAAGUUUUGGCUAUGACUUAUGUUUAUACUGCUGGGAAGGAUAUGCUUGAGGAUUCGGAGUGGGAUUUUGAGUCGUUUAAGAGGGAUAAAAUGGCGUGGUGGGUUCAGGCGGAUGAGAGUGAGUGGUAG